UCGGCAGGUGUUCAGUUAUUCGAAAUCCCCCAUUAGCAUCAGAACCUUUCGAUCGAAAUUCCAGUUAGAACAGAUACAAAAUAUCCAAAACCAAACCAAAUCUCGUUUAUCGAUUAAGUCGAACCAAAGACAAUAAGCGAAAUUCCAAGAAUCAAGAUGAAUCCAUUUCGGCCAAAUCCAGGUCAGAGUUUUCGCAUUCGCCUGAAUAUGGAUCGCUUGCGGGGCGAAGAAGAGCGCAUUAUGGAGCGUUCCCCCGAUGGAGGUGCAAUCACCCAAAUUCCACCGAUCCAAUUGCGCAUCGAUCAUCAGCGGGAUGUGAAUCGUUUCAUGAUCAAUAUGCGUGUAUUUCUACAUCGACGGAGGACGGAAUUAAAUACGGGAGCCGGCGAUAGUAUCUUCGUGUGGAGCUGGAGGGAGCCUCCGACGCCGACCGGUUUGAUGGGCGAGGGCGAUGCUGAUGGCGGUGGCUAUGGUAAUGAAGCAGGUGACAAUGGUCCGCCAUUGCGGGGACAUCCACCAAACCUCUAGGAUCUGUACCUCCUCUUACCACACUUGCCAUCACUGUCUUUUGCCUCUCCCCUACCUGUGCGUGUGUGAUGUACUUUUUUUCAUUUCCGAGCGUCGUCCGCAAAAAAGAAGAAAUAUGCCAUCAUCAUCAGCUAAAAGGCCCGAAACCUCAAACACAAUCCACUACCAUUUCCAUACUCAUUCCCACCUGAACCAGUAGUCAUCCGAGAAGAACGGACCCUGUUCGGACGCAUAUUGUGCUAUUAUUAUAUCCCCGCUGAGUCCUGGGUUGAUGAUUUUUCCAUCUCCCCAAGAAUUUGAUGGGCUUUGGAAUCGGAGGACAUGCCGAGCCCGGACGCAUAUAAUAAUUUCCUGUUCAAUGGGCAAUUAUCGUAAUAAAGAUACAACUCCGCUACUCUA
Molecule: messenger RNA, 927 nt
Organism: Drosophila mauritiana
Lineage: Eukaryota; Metazoa; Arthropoda; Insecta; Diptera; Drosophilidae
Exons: 1
Coding region: 157-528 (123 amino acids)
Source: RefSeq, a predicted model, not a curated record